CUCUCAUUCAUUUAUCCUGAAGAUCUCAGCACAGCUCCAGUGUUCCUCAGGAUGUACAGCUUCAUGGGAGGGGGUUUGUUCUGUGCCGUCAUGGGCAACAUCUUGCUGGUGGUCUCGACGGCGACGGACUACUGGAUGCAGUACAGACUGUCCGGCAGCUUCGCUCACCAGGGCCUGUGGAGAUACUGCAUGUCGGGCAAAUGCUACACACAGACCGACAGUAUCGCUUACUGGAACGCAACCCGGGCCUUCAUGAUCCUCUCGGCGGUGUCGUGUUUCGCGGGAAUCAUCGCAGGCAUCCUCUCCUUCGCUCACUUCUCCGCCUUUGAGCGAUUCAACCGUUCCUUUGCUGCAGGGAUCAUGUUUUUUAUUUCCACACUCUUUGUUCUGCUCGCUAUGGCAAUCUACACCGGCGUGACGGUGAACUUCCUCGGGAAGCGCUUUGGUGAUUGGCGUUUCUCAUGGUCCUACAUUCUGGGCUGGGUCGCUCUGCUCAUGACCUUUUUUGCAGGUAUAUUUUACAUGUGUGCCUACAAGAUGCACGAAUGCCGAAGAGUGGCCGGAACUCGCUAAAACAAAAGAGAAGCAAACACCGUGUCUAAACAUGUAUAUACAGGUGUUUGGUUAUCUGAUCCCACUUAAAAAGCCAACAAAAGUUGCCUGAAAG
Messenger RNA from Rhinichthys klamathensis goyatoka, 667 nucleotides. RefSeq names its product lens intrinsic membrane protein 2.5 (gene lim2.5). The coding region runs from base 52 to 573 and encodes 173 amino acids. Gene Ontology annotation, cellular component: plasma membrane. Gene Ontology annotation, molecular function: structural constituent of eye lens. NCBI's taxonomy places the organism in Eukaryota, Metazoa, Chordata, Actinopteri, Cypriniformes, Leuciscidae. The transcript has 6 exons. The record is from RefSeq and is a predicted model, not a curated record.